Bombus huntii is the source of this 7627-nucleotide messenger RNA. It is a transcript of the gene Naus, whose product is annotated as CTTNBP2 N-terminal-like protein. The transcript is spliced from 7 exons. Bases 328 to 2157 code for a protein of 609 amino acids. NCBI's taxonomy places the organism in Eukaryota, Metazoa, Arthropoda, Insecta, Hymenoptera, Apidae. The record is from RefSeq and is a predicted model, not a curated record.
UCACGAGAUAGGUUCCUAUCUGUGAAUUACGCUUUGUGCUUCAUUUGUCAAUAAUCGAGGAUAAAGUUAAAUGCCGGAUUAAUUCCUUCGGCAUAAUCUAAGCGAGUUCGAAAAGGAAAAGAGAAAUCCUGAAGCGAUGUGGCGUGCCCCGAAGUUGGCUCUCCGGGCCGAAGUCUUCUUUGUUCAAAUGAAAGUAUUAAUACCGAAGGUUGAAUCGGUUUAACCGCGGAAUACCUUCUUUGAGUACUUUUUAAGUACUUUUCCCUGAAAUUAUACGUCUUCUUCAGGGGUGAAUUUCCCCCCCGAUAUUUCGUUUUUUUUUCAAAAAUGGCAUCACAGAGUCAAAAUGCUAUGAAUGUAAGUUCGAGUGUUUCACCGGCGAAUGGAUCAUCCGGAUCGUCGACGACCAUCUCGGUCUGCACUACGAAGAUGCAGUCUCUUACUUCUACACCAUCCUCACAAUCCUAUCAACAACACUCGUCUCCAUCGUCGUCACCAUCGCCGUCGCCGUCACCGAUGCAGCAACAGCAUCAACAGACUCUACAACAACCUAACAAUAUAGAGGCAAUUGAUAAGAACUCCUCCAAUACAUUAAAACGUAAUCCAAAAAUGGAAUUAAGCAAAACUGAUUUAUUAAAACUAUUAGGGCAUCUUGAAGGAGAAUUGCAGGCAAGAGAUAUUGUAAUAGCAGUAUUAAAGUCAGAAAAAUUGAAACAUCUAUUAAAUACUCGAUAUCUGAGUGGGACAUCAGAUCCACAUGCUGCACUUGCACGUGAUAUUGUAUUAGUAGGUAGUGUCAGUGAACAUGAACCAAAUCAAAUAAAUAAACAAGUUGCUACUUUAGAAGCACUUGUGACACAACAAAGAUGUAUGCAGUUUAAAAUGGCCAAAGUUCUUAAAGAAGCAGAGCUUAGGCACAGAGCAGUUAUCAAGGAAUUAGAAGAAGAAAAACGAAAACAUGAACAUGAUACUGCCCAGGGUGACGAUAUUACAUAUGGCUUGGAAAAAGAAAGGACACGAUUGAAAAAAGAAUUAGAAUUAGAGAAACAAGAAAAAAAAAGACUGGAAUUAGAAUUAAAGAAAGCAAAUGAAACUUUAGAGGAAGAAAAAACUCGACAGAAGCAAAUAGUACUUCUUCUACUUGCUGAACGCAAAAAGAUAAUUAUGAAGUAUAUAGAAGAAAGGAAAAGAUCAGAAGAUUUGGCACAGAUAUUAAGCGAAGAAAAAGUUCGGAUAGAUUCUAUGGCUGAAGGACUCGAAGAGGAAAGUAAAAAGUCGUUACAAAUGGAAGCAGAAUUGGAGAAACAACUUGCGCAAUUUGACAUGGAAAGACAGCAAUAUAAACAAGCCUUAGCAAAAGAAGAAAAGAGGGCUAAAGAUCUCGAAUUAGAAUUAGAUAAACUUAGAACUGAAAUGGAUGUAUGGAAAGAGUCUCAAACACGAGGUUCUCCAAGAGGUGUGGGUGCAACUCCACCACCACCCCCAGCCAAACCAGUUAAUUUAGUUGUUAUGCCUACAGUUAAACCUGCUAGUGCACCACAAACAAUUAAAGGUACAGUGCUGGGUACUGGGACUCCAAUGGUUAGUAGUAAAGUUGUUCAGCCCACUGCCACGGUAUCUAGUGUUCCUGUCAGCGGUCCAACUACUGGGAUUGCUAGGUCAGUAACUCCUGGGCAGGCAUUACGCGGCGUCACUUACACGUCCAACAUUACAUCUUCUACUGGAGAAACUGCGGCGUCUUCUGAAAGUCAGGCUGUAGACAAACGUGUGGUUGUACCUGCUCCUGUAAAUCCUGGAGGCACGGUAAAACUUAUACCGUCGACACAAGCUACAGGAAAGCUUGGUUUUCAUGUUGGCUCUGGUUCGGCGAUUCAAGCAUCCGGUAUGCUGCCCUCGAAAAAGCCACCAGUAUCUCGCGGUGUUCCUCCUCCAGUGCCGCCAAAUAAGCCGGUAGUACCACCUAAAAAGGAGGCUGCUUAUAUUAGAAGGACUGAGUCUCAAGCAACACAGGACGCCGUAAAACUUGGUAAACAAGCUGCGGCGCAUCCUACUAGUGGACCUACCGUUCCGCAAGUCCAACAGGCAAUAGGAGCUUUUACUCAAGCCUCCGAUGAAGAGGUUAGUAAUAAAGCUCCUCUGCCUUUCUCAUCCGAUUAAUACGGAUGAACAACUUCAACUUCAUUUCAAGUGCCAGCAUCUUAAAUGUUUCUAUGUUCUUAUCUCCUGAUAUAUUCUUUCCUCUUUGUCAAUGACUUUAGAAGUCUCAUCGGGUGCUCAAGAAAGCUACUUAUUUGCACAAGUUGCAAACACGUUGCUAUAUUUUCUAUUUAGGAGGAACUUUAUAAAUAAUUAUGAUUGAAUGAAGCUACUGAAUAAAAGGCCAUUAUUUCUCUUAUUAUACUUUCAUAUCAUUACGAUAUUUACGAUAUUUUACAUUUUAUUAAAAUUUUACAUAUCCUGCAGAAGUUCAAUUAUUCUAUAACAUUCUAUAGCUUCUCAUGUUAAUUAAAUACUUAUAAAAUUAUUAAAUUAUUUUUCCCUUAUCCCGAAUCAUUUUCAUUGCAUAAUUUUUUAACGAGCACGUCCUAUUCUUCCUGUUUUCUUAUGUUACGUUAAUUGGUUCUUAAAUAAAAGUUAUUAAAUGUUGCCUGUAAAUUAUGGGAGGCUUUUGGUAACGAGAAUGUUCUUUUGAAACUUGCUGCACGAUUAACUUCCUUGAGUAUCCGAUGAAUCGAUAUUGUUCUUCUAUAUGAUCCUUUUUAUACGUGAACGCAAUUCAGAACUCGUGAAUAUGAUUUCAGACAAAGCCACGUUGAUUUAACGGCGGGUACAAAAAAAAGUAAGCAUUAUUAACGUUUAAGAAAGUCUGAAAGCCGUGUUACACGAAUAAAACUUGGGGUAGUAUGUUUGGAACUACGCAACGCGGGAUUCCAUUAAGCAACGUUUCUGAAUCAACGAAAAGAAACGUUAGUGCUCGAACUACUUGUUCAUCGAUUGAUUAUACAUCGCGUACCAUAAGAUAUCAUUACUUAUAUUGUUAGAUCUCGACAUUGGACGGAUCUAUGGAUCCAUAGCGAUACAUCACCACAACCAACCAAGAAUCAUGCUUGUAACAUUGUACUAUAGUCGAAAUGAAUCAAUCGAAGAAACGGGAUUAUUUGAACUAUUUAAGGUAGACUCUGUAGAUUCUGUAGUUUAUUAUCCGCGAUCUUUCCGAAUUACACUAAAAGUCAUUAGAUAAAAUUAGUAUCGUUGUAACGUGCUAUUCGUAAGAAAGAACGAUACUGUUAUUAACAGUGGACGUGAAUAAUAAAUGUUUAUGCAACAGGGAGCUAGACCAUGUAAUAUGUUAAUAAAAGAAAUACUUUUAGGUAGGGAAAGAUAUGGAAGGGUUAUUUCACGUUAAAUCAUCCAAUUGCCAAAUUUCCAUCGAAGAUAUCCUUUAUUUUUUUUUUUAAACACGAUUACUUCAUUGGAUAAAAAUGAUUAUACACUGAGAAUAUGAACUUGCCUUUUGCAGGAACAAGGAAGAUUUUAACGAUAUUUUAUUGAUAUUUACCAUGAUUUUCAUAAUUUUUAAAAUACAGUUUAAGCAACUUUUAAUAAAUAUAUACAAGAAUAUUGUUAAAAAUUUCUUGAAACAAUUGAUCGACUUGACGUGAGAUGACUCAACAGUAUAUGCUAUAAUCACUGCCUUGCCUGACGUAAUUGCGUGCAUCGUCAAUAUACCGAUGAUGUUACGCCUUGGACGAAAGCAUUUUGAACGAAUUUAUUCGAGACAAGCAGCUAAAACAGGAAUAAGUCUGGAAGUGGUUCUUAUCGUGAACUUGUUGAUUUGCUCCGGGACAGGUAUUUGAGGAGUUACGAAGGGAAAUCAACUGAACCGUUAUCGUUUUGACAAUACCUAUAUGCAAAGUAGUAUUAUUCGAAGUCCACGCGACCAUCAUAUCCAUGUUGAGAUUUCUUCAGAUAUCACGACUGUCGAUAAUUGAUCGCAAAUCAAAGAAACACAGGAGGCAAUUUAUUUUCUAUGUGUUUCUAUGAACGUGAUCGUUUGAUUUGAGAGAAAAUUUCCAAUGAUUCAGGCCAGUCGCGCAAUCAUGAAUGUUAAACAAUAGUAAUAUCAAUGAUCUUAUUGAUCCACAGUGUUCCGUAAGAUGUAUCUUAUCAGGUGGAACGAGCGAUUUCUGAAUCAAAAAUAAAAGCAGAAAUAUUCUCAGUAUCUUCGUAUGACGCUUGUUUAUUAAUUUUUCUAUUUAUUAAACGCGUAAAUGAAAUAAAUUCGAAUGUCUCUAUUACGCGCAUAUACGCGUCGUUCGUCGUAAAUCUUUUAAAAAGAUUCCAAGCGUACGUACGAGGCUAUUAAGAAUAAUUUUCGGCUGUAAAAAUCCUUUACCUGCCGAGCUCGGUACAUCUUACGAAAUCUCUGUACAAAUUUCGUUCCCACAAUACAGAGUUUAUAACAAGGACAUGAAUAAAAUUAUUCGUUUGUACACAGUUUCUCUUGUAUAAAUUAUAAAUGGAUGGAAUUACGUUCUCAUAAACGUAUGAAAGAUGUACACGUAUAAACACGCAUACACUGUUACAUAUUCACUUACACACUCGUUCACUCACACACUCCUGUCGACAGAUACAGGCGCACACAUACAUACAUAGAAGAAAAAAAAAACGAUGUAUCGGAGUUAUUUAAAGAUGUAUCUCACUUUCCUUUCGUUAUACUUUACAUGCGACCGUGAUUUCAUAAAACGUGUGAAAAUAUUCAGUGCGCGCGCGCGUCGAUUGUCUUUAGUGUGCGAGUUCUUUUUUUUUUCUUUUUAAAGAACACAGAUAUUUGUCCGGUGCUAGCUACAAUAUUUCAUUUUUUUCUCUUUCUCUUUUUUCUUUUUUCUUUUUGAGAAUGUUCCAGUCAAAUGCAUAAAUAUUAUGCUGCAUUUCGUAAGGAACACGCGCAAUCUCCCUAGUUUCUUCAUACUUUGGGAAUACCUAACAACGAUUUAUUCAAGAUGAAAGAUUCGUGCAAAGAGAAGGACAAAAAAAAAAAAAAAGAAGAUGUUCGUCAAGCAGAAUGAAUAUUAAAGAAGCGAAAGAAACCUCUUUUAACUUCACCCGCUCGAGUUCUGUUUAAUUCGCUAAGGGAAGGAUGCGAGAAAUGUAAAAUAUUUGUUCGUUUAUACAUUUAGAAAUUCAUUGCCUGUAGCUGUUGUUUCUUUCCGAUGUCACUUGAGAAGUUUCCAUCUGUUGCGUAAUCGUACCGUCGUGCAUCCUAUUCACUUUCUUCGGAGUUAACGAAAAGUCUGUUUAACGAGAGAUGUAAUCUCGAUCGAAGUUUCUCGAUUUCACGGGAAAAAUUUCUAGAGGAUCUCGAUAAAAACACAGCGAUAUAAGCAGCUAUACGGGUAACAAAAGGGGGAGAAAGAAGAAAACUUGGGUAAUCGGCGAUACGUUGAAAUCUCGCGGGACGGUGUGAUUAAAAAAAACACAGAAAAUGAGAAACCGGAGGGUAAUUAAAACGGGCUACAUUAAAACAGGUAUAAAUUCUUGGAGAUGAAGUAGAGGAUUUUUUUUGAGGAUAAGAGAAGGUCGAGACGCGAAGGAAAACGCUUUAGAGCGGCGCGUUGCGACACGAGUCGUAAUAAAGAGCGAAGCGAGAGAAGAGCGAGAGUGAAGCGUAAAAAAGAGGAGAGCGAAUUAAAAAGGGGGAAGACGAUGAUUACGCGAAGAUGUAGGAGCAACUCAACAGAAGCUACACAGCCAUACACGUUAUACGUAUACGCUUGAUGCGAUACCAUACAUCUACAAGUACUACAUAUCUACUUACACGCAAACGUGAGAGUUAGAAUCUGUGCAAGGUGUAAAUGUAUCUGAGGAACGAAGAAAAGAGAAAGCAUUACAGAUAACAUCGGGUCACAUAGGAAGAAGAUGACCAAGGAGCGCGCGAGGGUUACAGGAAAUGCGAGCAGAAGGAGAUAGACAGAGGAAGCCGGAGGAGGACCUAGAGAGAAGGUGAGAGUGGGUGUGAGGUUGUUCUCUUCUGGUAAGGAUGGUAAAAGGUAAGCAGCGCGUAUAGCGCGUGCGCUCGCCGGCUAGGUUGUCCGAUACACCUAGUACACGCACACGUACACAUACUGACACAUAUAUACGUAUGGGGUCGUCUAUGCAAGGGAGUUAGGAGACGAAGAGAGCGCGAGAGGUUAACAUCAGAGGGAGGAUCGCAAACUCGAACGAGGAAGCGAGGAAGCGAGAAAGCGAGGAAGUGAGCGGGGCGAGCGUAAGCGAGAUGGGAUAACAGCUGGAAACGUGAAUGGAAAGAGUGGAAUAGAGAUAGCGAGCCGUGACAGUCGAUGGACAAAGAAGCGAGGAUUCGCGAGAUCCUUGCGCGGUAUGAGGUUUGCAUGCCUAGCGGACGGCUCCUCAGUAUCGUCCUACGUUUCGUUCGCGACGCGCACCCUUCAACUUGGUCCUGGUCCGCGCGUCAUCCAACUUGUUUGAUGUACACCGAUUGCUCUGGAGUACCGGUGGUACUAUUGUUGCUCGUACGACUCUGUUCUUCGUUGUUGGCGGGAUAUCGCCGUAUUUUUUAUUUUCUAUUUUUCGUAUUUCGAUCAGUGAUACGAUUCUAAAAGCGGGAGCGAAAGUAUCAAACGUUUUGCCCCGUGUCACCGGGUGAUGUGUGCCGUUUAUCGUAUCCUCGAGCCGUUUCCGUAGGAAUACGAGCAAAGUGAUUCGCAAGGGUGACAGAAGAGAGAGAUAUUGGAUGUUACGCACGUACGUACGUAUGUAUAAUGUUGAUUGACGAUAAAUCGUUCGGCAUUGAUUCUAUUUGUUGUGAUUCGCCGCGCGUUGCAAUAAACGUGGGAGAUUGUGCUUUCACACUAUUUCUUGAGAAACCGUAGAAAACGUGCGAUGUUGAUGAAUGAGACUAGCGGUAUCUUUUUCUGUUUCGUCAUUUCUUAGAAAUGUUCUUUAGCUAUAUAUACGUAGGAUAAGGUAACUCGUUAAUGUUUUACGUAUUGUUUACGUUUACGCUUCUGAAUUAGGAGGUAAGAAGUGAUAUGAUUUAGAUGGUGAUAAUAAAUGAUAAGUACAAUCGUAGCAAACUAUUACUGAUCAUACCUGAUACAAAUAGAUUGUUCUGUAAUUUAUGUAUGUACAGCAGAUGUAUUUGUAUAGACAAUAUCGAGAUUGUUUUAUUGAAGUAUAGCGUCUACUCUGUAUCGAGUUUUUAUUCGUCGCAUCUAUGACUGGUUUAUCACCUCGUAGAAUAUUUUAACAUUGGUUACUGUUCUCAUCGAUCAUAUCUUUUAAUCGAUCCGCUCCAUAGACCCUUGUCCGAUUUAACUUUCAUUUUGCGAGAGCAGUAAAUGAAUAUUAUGUGUGUAUAUAUAUAUCAUGGAGAUGUUAUAUAUAUUAUAAGAAUCGUAAAAUUGACAAAAAUACGUAGCGGUGGGGAAAGUAGUGCGGUAUGUUCCUCGAUUGUGAAACGCACAAAAAAAUAACCCUUAUUUUUUGGAGUCCGAGAACGUAUAAUCGACACGAAGGAGGUUGAAUGCGUGAAAGGCGAUUAACAAAAAGAUGUACCGCUAAAAUUAUAAGAAUAUACGAUAUUGAUAGCAUAAAAAAAGAGAAA